GUUCUCUCACUACAAAAAUACUCUUUAGCUUAUAAAAUCAAUCGAGUUAUCAAUGGCCUCAACAAAAUCCUUCACCAUAACUUUACUUUUUGUUGUAGCAAUGUCAAGCAUGAGUCUAGAAGCUCGCAAUCUUUUGCAAGCAACCUCACAAUCCAAUUUGCCUAGCAUUCCCACUUUACCAAAACCCACAACAACAUUGCCACCUUUACCUCCAAUUCCAACAUUUCCUCAAGGAGGAAAUCUUCCACCAUUGCCAAUGCCAACUACCAUUCCAUCUCUUCCUAAACUCACUAUGCCACCACUUGCUACCUUUCCUACCAAUAUUCCAUCUCUCAACAUUCCACCAUUGCCAACAGUCACUUCACUUCCCAACAUUCCAACCUCAAUCCCAACCACUUUCCCCUCCAUCCCAUUUUUCUCCCCACCACCUUCUUCAACAUCUAGCCCUUAAACACUUCUUCAUUUAUUAUCUUUGCAUCCAAUAGACAUUGCAUCAUUUCUUUUUUGUGUGUGAUUAAAUUGUACUAGGUUGUAAUAUUAUUGGUAUAUUUAUUGUAUUGUAUGGUGUGAAAAGGUAUGUAUUACUAUGGUGUGAAAAAGUAUGUAUUACUAUUGUUUGUAUUUUUAUAUUUAUAAUAUGAGGGCUGCUAU
Messenger RNA from Vicia villosa (hairy vetch), 651 nucleotides. RefSeq lists its product as uncharacterized. The record is from RefSeq and is a predicted model, not a curated record. Bases 53 to 451 code for a protein of 132 amino acids. Lineage: Eukaryota; Viridiplantae; Streptophyta; Magnoliopsida; Fabales; Fabaceae. The transcript has a single exon.